UGUUGUUUGUGACGUUCACCCUGAGGCUCGGAGUCGCAAUGGGCAAGAAACCAAAUCUCACCGGUUUAUCUCGUUUCCUGCCACAAGACUUUCUUAAUUCAAACGCUACUAGCCUCUCAGAAAAACCACAAAAUCAGAGCAGAUCUGCAAAGAAAUGCAAAACGGAAACCCAUGUUCCUGUUCGCACAAAAUAUGAUGCCACCGCCCUUGUUCCUCACUACACCACCACUCACGAGGUUCCAGAAAAUCUUCAGAAAUAUUUCUCGCAACGAAAACGUUACUUUUCUUUAUACGACCAAGGAUGUUUAUUGGAUGAAGAAGGCUGGUAUAGCGUGACACCUGAAAACAUUGCCGUACAAAUUGCAGAUCGCUGUCGAUGCGAUACAAUCCUCGAUCCUUUCUGUGGUGUCGGAGGAAAUGCGAUCGCUUUUGCAAAAACCUGCGAGCAUGUCAUUGCUCUGGACAUCUCCCCAACACGGCUCGCUUUGGCUCGUCAUAAUGCUGCAAUCUACGGUGUUGCAGACCGCAUCGAGUUUAUCCUUGCAGACUAUAUCUCAUUUGCAAACGCAUAUCUUUCACGACCCCACUCAACGCGCAAUAUUGACGUUGUCUUCUUGAGUCCCCCUUGGGGUGGCCCAGGAUACAUCUCUACCUCUGAAAACAAUGUCUCUGCCGACAGCAACGCGGACUUCCAGGACGAACUAGAGGCACACUCACAAUAUAGCCUCUCAAGGAUACAGCCGAUUCACGGAGCUGACUUAUUUCGCCUGACGAAGCGGAUUUCAGAUAAUAUUGCUUACUUCCUUCCCAGAAACACGGACUUGAAUGAAAUAUCUGCCCUGGGCCUGCUCGAAAAAGACGAAGGAGUCACCCCCGAUGACAAGCCUCGAAUGAUUGAAGUGGAGGAAGAAUGGAUGGGGUCGAAGUUGAAAGCUCUGACGUGUUAUUUUGGUGGUCUAGUUGCUGGGCAAGAGCAUGUAUUCUGACUUCACAUCGCCAGGACUGGUGUAACAUAAACACAUCUUUUGAAAUAUCCUUGGCUGUGUACUCUUGUCGAUGUAUCAGAGUAAGUUGUGAAGUGAAGUGCAUUACAC
Suillus fuscotomentosus is the source of this 1094-nucleotide messenger RNA. RefSeq names its product Tgs1 protein. Gene Ontology annotation, cellular component: nucleus. The record is from RefSeq and is a predicted model, not a curated record. Gene Ontology annotation, biological process: 7-methylguanosine RNA capping; 7-methylguanosine cap hypermethylation. The coding region runs from base 39 to 986 and encodes 315 amino acids. Gene Ontology annotation, molecular function: RNA cap trimethylguanosine synthase activity. The transcript has 3 exons. Lineage: Eukaryota; Fungi; Basidiomycota; Agaricomycetes; Boletales; Suillaceae.